Molecule: messenger RNA, 1581 nt
Organism: Exophiala dermatitidis NIH/UT8656
Lineage: Eukaryota; Fungi; Ascomycota; Eurotiomycetes; Chaetothyriales; Herpotrichiellaceae
Product: MFS transporter, ACS family, allantoate permease
Exons: 3
Coding region: 1-1581 (526 amino acids)
Biological process (GO): L-cysteine transport; transmembrane transport
Cellular component (GO): membrane
Molecular function (GO): L-cysteine transmembrane transporter activity
Source: RefSeq, a predicted model, not a curated record
AUGGGCAAGGACGAGCUAACCAACGUCAAAGACGAGGGCACUGCGCAACCCACCACUGUCACCGUCAAGGAGAAGUAUGCGGACGAAACCUUGCGCAUUGUCGAGGAACAUGGGGACGACUUUGGGCCCUUGACACCGGAGCAGGAGAAGAAGCUGGUAAGGAAGCUAUAUUGGCAUGUGAUGGGACUCUUGUCGGCCAUCAACAUCUUGCUUUUCAUCGACAAAUCGACUCUGGGAUAUGCGGCCAUCUUGGGACUGUUUGAGGAAACCGGCAUCAGCAAAGCGCAAUAUAACAACCUCAACACAUUUUUCUAUGUGGGAUAUCUCGCGGCUCAAUGGCCAGGACACUACCUAUUGCAAAAGCUACCCUUUGGCAAAUUCGUGGCCACUCUGGUUUUCCUCUGGGCGGCGAUUUUGCUUCUUCAUUGCGUGGCAGUCAACUACGGCGGCCUUGUCGUCGUGCGCUUACUACUGGGCGCUGUCGAGUCUGUGGUCGUUCCAGCAAUGGAAAUGACCAUUGGAAUGUUCUUUAACCGGCAUGAACAAUCUGUCCUCCAACCCAUUCUGUGGGUAACGUCUGCUGCGGCACCGGUGGUCAUUGCCUUUAUAUCAUACGGCCUAUUGCACAGCCACAGCUCCGUUCUGCCUUGGAAACUGCUCAUGAUCACAACAGGCGGGAUCUCGUUGUUGCUGUCGAUCUGGGUUUGGUUCCGGUAUCCCAACAACCCAGCGCAUGCGAAAUUUUUGAGUCUGGAGGAAAAGAUCCACGUCAUCCGAAGAGUGCAUGCAUCCCAUCAGAGUUCCAUCGAGCAGAAACAGUUCAAAAAGUCGCAAUUUAUCGAGGCCCUGCGGGACCCGAUUUCGUGGCUGUUCGCUCUGGCCGCCUUUACGCUGAUGAUCGCCAACAACCUGACUUACGGACAGCAGAAUCUGAUCACGACAUCUCUUGGCGUGAACGCGCUGGGCUCGACUCUCGUGGCUGCCGCAGGAGGCGGGUUUGGGGUUCUGGUGUGUUUCGCCGGUGCGUGGGCUCUUGACAUCUGGCCCUCGAACAAAGCCAUCCACAGCGCCUUCUGGUGCUUGCCUGCCCUGGCCGGCGGGAUUGGCAUGGUCGCAAUUAGCUGGGACGAGAAGCUGGGCAUGCUGGUUUGUCUGCUAAUUGCCGGCCACACCUUUGGAAACACAUAUAUUAUCGCUCUUGGCUGGGUUUCGUCUUCUUGUGCCGGCUAUACCAAGAAGCUCACGCGCAACGUCAUGUGGAUGCUGGGAUAUAGCGUUGCAAAUCUCAUCUCGCCCCAGAUCUGGGUUCCCAAAGAUGCUCCCCGCUACUAUCCUGCUUGGAUUACCAUGAUUGUCGUCAGCUGGGUCGGCACCCCAACCAUCUUGUUUGUGAUCCGGUUUAUUCUGAAACGACGGAAUGAGCAGCGCAAGAAGUGGAUCGAACAGCUGGGAGGUGAUGCACAUGCCGAUGGAGAAGUCGAGGAGGUGGAUGAAGAAGGCCGCGUGGUGCGCAAGAAGGUCGAUCUGGCUUUGCUGGACCUGACUGAUAUGGAGAACAAGUUCUUCAUCUAUCCUCUCUAG